Ixodes scapularis (black-legged tick) is the source of this 2375-nucleotide messenger RNA. RefSeq names its product neprilysin-1-like. The transcript has 10 exons. Gene Ontology annotation, molecular function: metalloendopeptidase activity. The record is from RefSeq and is a predicted model, not a curated record. Lineage: Eukaryota; Metazoa; Arthropoda; Arachnida; Ixodida; Ixodidae. The coding region runs from base 1 to 2316 and encodes 771 amino acids. Gene Ontology annotation, biological process: protein processing. Gene Ontology annotation, cellular component: plasma membrane.
AUGUCGAGCCGCCUGGUGAGCAGGACGAUCCGCCCAACGAAGACCCUGGAGUCUCUUGCAGAGUCCUCGCGGCGUGCCUCGGCGCAGGUCAGCAAGUACGUCAGCAGCGCCAGGAAGCGGCUGUCGGAAAGUUGGUCGCAGAGUUCGGUGCGGUUCGACCACAAGGCCGUCUACGUGGGCAUCGCGGCGGUGUUCCUUCUCCUUGUCUUGGUGGUUGUCGUGUCCGUGGUCCGGACGAGCGCCGAGGCGUCCACGAGGCCUUCCGCCGUCGACGUGGCCGCCGCAAGCCGCGCUCCGUCCGUCCAGGUCGAGGCCUGCUCCUCGCCCUCGUGCGCCGACGUCUCCCGGCGGCUGCUCAUGUCCCUCAGCCACGAGACGGCGCCGUGCGCGAACUUCUACGAGUUCGUCUGCGAGGGAUGGAGGCGGAGGCAUCCGCUGCGGGAGGACAAGUACCAGGUGAGCGUGCUGACGGAGGCCCAGCGCGAAGUGCGCCAGAUGCUCAUGGUGUCCCUGGAGACGUUCCAGAUCGCGCGGAAAAACCAGUCCCAGAUUGACAAGCUGGUGGCCCUGUACCGGUCCUGCGUGGGCAGCCUCUCCCGCUACGGCAACAGCGUGCGGUCCAUGCGCGGCUUCUUCCGGCUGCACGGCCAGCCCUGGCCCGAGCGGUCCGCGCCGCAGCUGGCCGAGCUGUUCGACUUCCUGCUCGAGCUGGACAUCCGCUGGCACCUGGGCGUUACCUUCACCUACACCAUGGACACCGACGAGCGCGGGCGCAGGGUCGUCUCGCUCUACCCGAGCAGCCCCGACAGGUCCGUACUGCAGGCGAACGUGCGUGCCGCCUACCAGUCGCUCAUCACCAAGAUGGCGACGAUCAUCGGCGGCGAGGCCAACUACGUGGACCUGGUGGAGACCGUGGUGCGGAUCGACAGCCUGCUGGUGUCCAGGGCGCCCGAGGGAGGAAGCGUGGCCGUUCCCUGGACGCGCAUCAUAUCGGUGCUACCAGGCACCACGUACCAGAUGUGGCUCGAUCCAUUUGACAAGUACCACGCCAACGGCAAGGGCAUUCGAAGCACCGACAUCGUGCACAUCCACAGCCCACACUACUUUAAGGCGAUGCUGACGCUCUUCCUGGACAACGUGUCCAACGGCCUCUCGUCCUGGUACCUCGGGUGGCGGGUUGUGCAGCUGCUGGGCUGCCACACGUCCCACGAGUUCCGCAGCCUGCCGGAGACGCAGACCCUCUGGCCGCAGGGGCGCUGCUCGGCGCUGGACGUGCACAGCCACUGCCGCUCGUUCGGCCAGAGGCUCAUGAGACCGCAGUGGCAGGGAUUCGUCACCAAGGUACUGCUCUCCCCGGACGCCGUGUUCGACGUGCUGGGCGUCGUGAAGCGCGUCCGGGGCACCCUGGAAGACCGGCUCCGGCAUGCGUCCUGGAUGGACCCGGCCACGCGGGUGGCGGCCUUCGCCAAGCUCGAGGCGCUCCGCGAGACGCUGCCCAAGUUCUUCGUGUUCGACGGCAAGACGCCCGAGUACGAGCGCUACGCCCGCCUGCCGGACCUGUCUCCCUCGUUCGUGGACAACUGGCUCGCCGUCAGGCAGGCCCUGGGAGACACCGUCGACCGACGGGACAACGCCACCUCCCCGGUGAGGACGCGGGCACGGGCAGGGAGUCAGUCCGGCGACGAGGAGCUCCUCCAGUUCGAAGUGUCCUACGUGCGCUCCAUGAACGAGCUGCUGCUCAACGUGGACGUCCUCGUGCGCCCGGUCUACUCGUACGGGGUGCCGGCGGCGGUCAACUACGGCGCCCUGGGUGCCAUGCUGGGCACCGAGCUCACGCACGCCUUCGACUACGAGGGUGGCCAGGUGGACGGCGUCGGAAAGCCGGACAACUGGUGGUCCGCCGAGACGCUCAGGAGGUACCGCAUCCGACAGGGCUGCUUCGCGUCCCAGCUGCGCAAGUUCCUGAACGACUCCGCGGACGUUGGCCGUCUUCUCCAUCGCCUGAUGGCCGUGAGCGCCGGUCUGCGACUGGCCUUCUUCGCGCACAGGGCGCACGAGUCCGAGAGCGGUCGCCGGAAGACCCUGCGCGACGUGGCGGACAUGUCGAGUGACCAGCUGCUCUUCGUCAGCUUCUGCUUCCUGCACUGCCACAACGUGGGCACGUUCGCUGAGGUGCUGGACCUACGCGUCGGCAGGCGCUCGCUGGGACAGAUCCUGUGCAACGGCGCCGUGGCCAACAUGCUCGAGUUCGCCGAGGCCUUCGGCUGCCCCGACGACGCCAAGAUGAACGCGCCCGCCAAGUGCAGGAUAUGGUGACGAUCCGCUGGCCGGAUGGACCCGGCGGAAUAUACUGUUUAUUAUAUGCUCGCGCUUUU